UUCGGUUCGGGGCGGUCCCGUAGCCGCACUACAACUCCCGACGUACCUCGCACAGCGCGUCACUCGGCAGCGCCGGGCUGAGCCGAGCCGUGCUGAGCCGGGACGGGACGGGCUGAGCUCUGCAACGCCGACAUGGAGAUGACUUUCUUCUUCUCAGAUAGGCUGGUGCUGCUCUUUGACUUCUGGAGCGUGCACAACCCCACAGGGAUGGUGCUGUCCGUGCUGGUGAUCCUGCUGUUCUCUGUGCUGUAUGAAGUGGUGAAGAUAGGAAAGGCCAAAGUGCUGAGGCGGGCGCUGCUGGCCGUGCCCCCCAGCUUCAGCCAGGACACACUGCUGGGACCCAACGAGGGGGACAACGGGGAUGGAGGUGGUGGGGACAGUGAGGACAGUGGUGUCCAGGAGGCUGUGCAGGGCAGGUGGUUCCAGUACCAUGUGGGCCAGACGUUGCUCCACGUGGUUCAGGUGGUGGUGGGCUACACACUGAUGCUGGCUGUCAUGUCCUACAACGCAUGGAUCUUCCUUGGGGUGGUUGCAGGCUCUGCCAUCGGUUACUUUGUGGUGUACCCACUGCUCUGGUUGGGCUAUGGGGCGGUCACCUCUCAUCCCAUCCAGUAGCACUGCCACUCCUGCUGGCUCUAUCCUUGUCCCCGUGCUGUGCAGGACACAGAGUGAUGCUGGGACGUGUGGUGCUGGCAGGAUGGGGCUGGCACUGGGGCUGUCCCCUGCCCUGUGGCCAUCCCUGUGCUCUCAGGGAGCUUUAUAGCUGUGGGAUGAGGGUGAUGGCUGCUGGGGGGCACUGGGAUGCUUCAGGUAUGUGUUGGGCAGGACUCAGCCCUGCUCUUGCCCCCUCACGCUGUGCCUUGUGGGUGUAGAGCACUGGCUCAUGCACCUCUUUUUUAGCACUUUAGGGUUAGAGUCAGGACGUGCUGCUGCUGGGAUGCCCGUGGCAAUGAAACCACUGCAUUGCUCAGAGUCAUUGCAUUGCGGAGCAACGGGAGCCCCGGCUCGCAGCAGGGUUUAGGCGUUAAGGAUGCUCUCCUCUGGUUUUAAAUAAAGCUUUUUUUCUCUUUUAUUAAUUAU
Coturnix japonica (Japanese quail) is the source of this 1080-nucleotide messenger RNA. It is a transcript of the gene SLC31A2, whose product is annotated as solute carrier family 31 member 2. Gene Ontology annotation, biological process: copper ion transmembrane transport. Gene Ontology annotation, molecular function: copper ion transmembrane transporter activity. Gene Ontology annotation, cellular component: membrane. The record is from RefSeq and is a predicted model, not a curated record. Lineage: Eukaryota; Metazoa; Chordata; Aves; Galliformes; Phasianidae.